Anastrepha obliqua is the source of this 1893-nucleotide messenger RNA. It is a transcript of the gene Slu7, whose product is annotated as pre-mRNA-splicing factor Slu7. Gene Ontology annotation, cellular component: spliceosomal complex. NCBI's taxonomy places the organism in Eukaryota, Metazoa, Arthropoda, Insecta, Diptera, Tephritidae. The coding region runs from base 90 to 1883 and encodes 597 amino acids. Gene Ontology annotation, biological process: mRNA splicing, via spliceosome. The record is from RefSeq and is a predicted model, not a curated record. The transcript has 5 exons. Gene Ontology annotation, molecular function: pre-mRNA 3'-splice site binding.
CAGUAUUCGUCGAAAAGAAACGCCUUCAAUUUGUUUACGUAAAAAUUUAAACAUAAACAGUUCAAAAUAAUCUAUAAAAAUCUGCAACAAUGAGUUCAGGUGCUAUACGAGCCCCUGUUUCACAACUCAUCCAUAACAAAGAUGAAGAUGUUGAUAGUGAAGAGCCAAAGAAAAAAUCACGCGAGGAUUGGCGUAAGGCCAAAGAAUUGGAGGAAGCCCGAAAAGCGGGUACCGCGCCUGCAGCUGUAGACGAGGAGGGACGAGACAUUAAUCCACAUAUUCCACAAUAUAUUUCUAAUGCGCCCUGGUACUACAACGCCCAGGGACCUACAUUAAAACAUCAGCGACCACAGAGGGAGGAUGAACAAGGGCAGUUGGAGAAACGAGCACCAAAAGGUUUGGACGUCACCAAGUUGGUGACAAAAUAUCGAAAAGGUGCUUGCGAAAAUUGCGGUGCAAUGACGCAUAAGAAAAAGGAUUGCUUGGAACGGCCUCGUAAAGUAUUGGCUAAAUAUGCCGAGUCAAUUGUCGUGCAUGAUGAACAUGUGGUGCAGGAGACAGCGGUAAACUACGAUGAGAAACGCGAUCGUUGGAGUUCAUACGACCCAGCAAAUCAUAGAGAAAUCAUCGAUGAAUACGAAAAAGUGGAGGAAGCCAAGCGGCAGUUAAAAGCUGAGAAGCUUAAAAAUAAUCCCGAUGUUGAGCUCUCCGAUGACAAUGACAAUGAAGAUAAAUAUGUAGAUGAAGUAGACAUGCCUGGUACUAAAGUGGACUCAAAACAACGCAUCACUGUGCGUAAUUUACGUAUACGCGAAGACACAGCCAAAUAUCUGCGUAACUUGGAUCCAAACUCGGCAUAUUACGAUCCCAAAACGCGUUCUAUGCGUGACAAUCCAAAUCCAAAUAUGGCACCAGAAGAGGUCGAAUUUGCGGGAGAAAACUUUGUGCGUUUCUCAGGUGACACCACAAAACACGCUACGGCCCAACUCUUUGCUUGGGAAGCACAUGGAAAAGGUGUCGAUGUGCAUCUACUUGCUGAGCCAACAAAAUUGGAGUUACUGCAGAAGGAGUACGACAAGAAAAAGGAGCAGUUCAAAUCUAGUACGAAGGAACAUAUUGUGGAAAAAUAUGGCGGUGAGGAGCAUUUGAAUGCACCUCCGAAAUCUUUACUAUUAGCCCAAACGGAGGAGUAUAUUGAAUACUCACGAAGUGGUAAAGUAAUAAAAGGCAUGGAAAAGCCAAAGGCGCGUAGUGUUUACGAAGAGGAUGUGAUGGUCAAUAACCAUACAACUGUUUGGGGUAGCUACUGGAAUGGGGGGCGGUGGGGUUACAAAUGCUGCAAGUCAUUUAUUAAGAAUUCUUAUUGUAUUGGCAUGAAAGAUCCCGAAACUGUGACCGACCUUCUACACCCUGCCGCAACUACUAGUGCAAUCGAAACAGAAACCGUAGCAGAAGAGUCGGCAGCUAAGGAGCCAAAUGAAACAUCGUCCUCUUCCUCUUCGUCGUCAUCGUCAUCAUCUUCAUCGUCUUCUUCAUCUGAAGACGAAGACGAAGAAGUUAAAAAGUCGCAAUUGGAAAAUAAAAAAGCAAAGAAAAAAUUAAAAAAACUUGAAAAAAAGCGGAAGGCCAACAUCCAAAAACGAAAGGAUAGAAAAGAGAAAGCAAGAGAAAAAGCUUUGCGUGCCAAAGAGAAAGCGCAAUUGGAAGCUGCUCUGCAGGAUAUACGUGCCAAGUCGGGCGAUGAUGACGAAACGCACGAUGAACGUAAACGUGGCUAUAAUAGCAAGUACGACGUUAAAGCACCUACGGAAGAGGAAAUCGACGAAUGGCAACGCAAACGGCAGCGCACCGAUGAUCCUAUGUUACAUUUUAUGUCGCAAUAAAGUUCUAAAA